CCGGGUCGACUGUCAUGUCUGCGGCCUGGAAGGAGAAGUAAUCGAUGCUUCACGAAUAUUUUUUUCAUUAAGUGAUAAACAAAGAGCAGCAAUGCCGUUUAAAGAUGUUACUCAGUGGAACAAAAGAGCGGCUGCACUUUAUGCUUUCGGUGCUUGGACCUUGUUAGGCUCAUUAAUCUUCAACAACUACACAGGAAAGUUUAAUGCUCCUACAGGGCCAGACGACAAAGAAGAGGUUCAAGAGCCAGAAGAUGUAAAUAAAGUCACCCACACGACAGCUCACACCCACACUGUCGCCGUCUAUAAGAAAGACUUUGUCCCGUACAACAUGUGGCUCUGCCGCCUCUUCUCAUCUCACAGAGCUGAACCUGGGACUGGAGGCGAUGACGGCGAUGACAAAUAGCUGCAUCAAAUAGCCGAUGGUAGACGCUGGACUCAGGAUAACAACUUUAUGAUGAAAUAUGAAUAAAUGAAAUUGUGUGAAGACAUUUUGAUGAGUGGUAAAGGAAACUACAGGCAGGCAUCUCUUGUCUAGUGUUCUCUAUUUAUGCUUAUGGCCUAUUAGAAAUGUUUAAAAUGAUCAAAGGGUUUAAAGUAAUUAUCUUGUCAGCUUUCUAUCAUGUAGUCUUAUCAAAGGCCAACACUUUUUGACAAUAAUAUGCAUGUGCAUCACAAUUCCCCUGAUUUCAGUUAUAAAAUAAACUUUGAUGGAGCUAUUUGUGAAACAUAAAUAAAGUACAGUAAGAACCAAUCAA
This is a messenger RNA of Labrus mixtus (cuckoo wrasse), 755 nucleotides long. Its product is annotated as small integral membrane protein 26-like. The coding region runs from base 92 to 403 and encodes 103 amino acids. The record is from RefSeq and is a predicted model, not a curated record. Lineage: Eukaryota; Metazoa; Chordata; Actinopteri; Labriformes; Labridae. The transcript has 2 exons. Gene Ontology annotation, cellular component: mitochondrion.